UGUUCUUGAUCGGCAUUAUUAGCAAAAGUUUUCCAAAAGUCAUCUAGUUGGUUUUAAUUUUACCAUCGACCUUACAAAUAUUAAGAUAAAUAAUAGGAAAUAAAUAAAAUGCCAUCACUGGAGGUAAAUGUAAACAAGGUGAUUGUGCACCCACUGGUGUUGCUGUCUGUGGUGGAUCACUUCAACCGUAUGGGCAAAAUCGGAAACCAGAGACGUGUUGUCGGUGUGUUACUGGGUUGUUGGCGUUCAAAAGGAAUUCUUGAUGUCUCCAACAGUUUUGCUGUUCCUUUCGAUGAGGAUGACAAAGACAAGUCGGUGUGGUUCUUAGAUCAUGAUUAUUUGGAAAAUAUGUAUGGCAUGUUCAAGAAAGUAAAUGCACGCGAGCGUGUUGUCGGCUGGUAUCACACCGGUCCUAAACUACAUCAAAAUGAUAUUGCCAUAAACGAGUUAAUACGUCGCUAUUGCCCCAACUCAGUGCUGGUGAUAAUUGAUGCGAAACCCAAAGAUUUAGGUUUACCAACUGAAGCUUACAUCGCAAUAGAAGAGGUGCAUGAUGAUGGUUCACCGACGAGCAAAACCUUCGAACAUGUGCCCAGCGAAAUUGGCGCUGAAGAAGCCGAGGAAGUGGGCGUUGAACAUUUACUACGCGAUAUCAAGGACACCACAGUCGGCAGCCUCUCACAAAAAAUUACCAACCAAUUAAUGGGUUUGAAAGGCUUAAACGCACAAUUGCAUGACAUCAAAAACUAUUUGCAACGUGUUGGUGAUGGCAAAAUGCCCAUCAAUCAUCAAAUUGUAUACCAGCUGCAGGAUAUCUUCAACUUAUUACCCGACAUAACGAGUGAACAAUUUACCGAAACCAUGUAUGUUAAAACGAACGAUCAAAUGCUGGUCGUCUAUUUGGCGUCUAUGGUGCGCUCCAUCAUUGCAUUGCACAAUCUCAUCAAUAACAAAUUGACGAAUCGUGAUGCGGAGGAAGGUAAAAAGGCCGACAAGGAAGCGGAAAAGGAGAAAGAGAAGAAUAAGGAUAAAGAUAAGGAGAAGGAUGGCAAAGAUGUAAAGGACAAAGAUAAAAAAGCCGAUGAUAAAUCUGCUAAAAGCACAGAAGACAGUGGUAAGGGUGGCAAGAAAUAGGAACGAAAGAACAGGAAGAAACCACAUCGUAAGAAGAAGAAAAAUAAGAAAAACCACUAGAGAGCGUAAAUGUUGAACCUACAGCGUAGGGAAUUAGUUGCAGCACUAAAAACAAUUGCAAAGAAUUUAUAUGUUGAAGUUAAGAACAGCAGCCGAAACCAUAAAAGUUAAAUUAAAAGCUAAUAAUAAUUAAUUCGAACAUUUAUGCAUAGACUUCUUCAUGUACAUUUUAAGUUUCGUAAAUGUUACGCAAGUACUUUACAUAUACAAUAUAAUGAAAAUAAAAAUAAAACAAAAAUUUAUAAAUAUAAAUAUAACCAAAAUGAACGCAGUAUGUGUGGUCACUAUAAAAUAUACAACUUUACUUCCUCUAACGGUUCAUUUCAUUAAACUGCACUCAACUAAUUAA
Molecule: messenger RNA, 1543 nt
Organism: Bactrocera tryoni
Lineage: Eukaryota; Metazoa; Arthropoda; Insecta; Diptera; Tephritidae
Gene: Rpn8
Product: 26S proteasome non-ATPase regulatory subunit 7
Exons: 2
Coding region: 109-1134 (341 amino acids)
Biological process (GO): proteasome-mediated ubiquitin-dependent protein catabolic process
Cellular component (GO): proteasome regulatory particle; proteasome complex
Molecular function (GO): metallopeptidase activity; protein binding
Source: RefSeq, a predicted model, not a curated record